AUGGCCAGUCGUCGAGCAGCCAUCUUGGUGGAAGCAUUUGGAUCAGAAGGCGCCACACCAUUCUUUCCAAAGGACGAGAGGAUUCGGCAGCUGCUUCGAGACGCCUUGAACGAAGCGAAAGAUCCCUUGGGAAGUUACUUGGAGGAGCUUGAUGGUCGACAUUUUGAGAUUUUGAUUGAUGCCUUCCGUUCUCAUGAGGUACCAAGGGGCGCCAACGUCAUUGUGGAGGGACGCCUAGUGGAAGACUCGACACCGGGGCUUUUCGUUUUGGAGGUGGGAAAAUUGGAAGCAUGGAAGAUCGACAAGUCGUGGCCGGAUAAGGAAGAACGAGUCCAGGUGUACCAAGAGCCGGGCAGUGUCUUCGGCGAAUUAGCCGUGAUCCAUCAGGCUCCACGAGCUGCAACCGUGGAAGCUGUGGAAGCCUCCAAGAUUUGGUCCGUCAGCAGACAGACGGUGGUCAAAAUCACUAGGUCGUUCCAGGAAGCGAAGCGGAUGUACUAUGACAGGAAACUUCAGUCUGUUCACUUGCUUCAGCCAUUGGGCCGGGAAGAAAGGCAGCAGGUCAUCGAAUGCCUUCGACCCCGAGUGUAUGGAGCUGGUGAUUUCAUCAUCUAUGAAGGUGAUGAAGGUCAUGAGUUCUUCCUGUUGAUUGAAGGCGAAGCUUCGGCCAUCAAGGAAGGACGCGUGGUCGCAAGCUAUUUGCCAGGUGACUACUUUGGUGAGCUGGCACUACUAUCAGCGAGUCCACGUGCUGCCUCGGUGGUGGCAGAGACAGAGUGCACCUUGGCUGUGCUGUUUGAAUCUGACUUCAGAAGGCUACUUGGUCCCUUGGCAGAGUUUCAUCGUCCUCGAGAAGCGCGGCAGUCGCGGCAGUCGCGCGGCAGCUCUCGCGGCAGCUGCGGCAGUUGCGGCAGUUGCGGCAGUUGCGGCAGUUGCGGCAGUCGCGGAGUCUCCGAAGGUGGCGAUUCCCCCCUGCCAUGGCGGUGA
This is a messenger RNA of Cladocopium goreaui, 987 nucleotides long. The record is from the annotation of a GenBank genome assembly. Lineage: Eukaryota; Dinophyceae; Suessiales; Symbiodiniaceae.